This is a messenger RNA of Pelobates cultripes (western spadefoot toad), 4443 nucleotides long. Lineage: Eukaryota; Metazoa; Chordata; Amphibia; Anura; Pelobatidae. The record is from the annotation of a GenBank genome assembly.
GUUCCGGAUUGGCUGGUCGCUUGCGGCCAGUGAGGAGCCGGGAUGCUGGCAGGUUCCUGGAUAGACAGCGGCUGAGGAGGCCGCCAACCGGAGCGAGCGAGCGAGAGAGUGAGUGCCGGGCAGGGAGCCGGGGGACCGGGAGCUGUCACACAGGGCGGGGGCCGGGUACUGACUGGGCCGCUCUGUACCGGGGGGAGCGCGGACUGACCGGGCAGCAAGGGGCCCCCCAUGGUAUCCGCUCUGUCAUUAUUAUUUAUAUAGCGCCAGCAACUUCCGUAGCGCUGUACAAUGGAACCAGCUGGCCGGGGGCGGCAGAAUGUGUAGCUGGCCGGGGGCAGAAUGUGGGGGAGAAUGUGUAGCUGGCUGGGGGCGGGGCACAAUGUGUAGCUACAAUGUGGCUGGCGGGGAAAUGUAGGGGGGCGGGAAUGUGUAUUGGACCGGGGGCAGGAGAAUAUUGUGUGGGGGCAGCAGAUGUGUUGGACCCGGGGGGCAGAAUGUGUAUUGGAGGGGGGGCAAGUGUGUAUUGGACGGGGGGCAGAAUGUGUACUGGACCGGGGGCAGAAUGUGUGUUGGACGGGGGCAGAGUGUGUGGACCAGGUUGGGGGGUCCACAGAAGCUGUAGCUGAAUGUGUAGUCUACUGGGGGUUUGGGUUGCAGAAGCUGCAGGUGUCUUGGGUGGGGGAGGAGAGUGUGCAGAAUGUGUAUUGGACCAGGUGGGGGGGUCAGAAUGUGGGGAGGGGCAGCAUGUGUAGACGGGGAAUGUGUAGUCUACCGAGGGGGUUUGGGUUGCAGAAGCUGCAGGUGUCUUGGGUGGGGGCGAGUGUGCAGAAUGUGUAUUGGACCAGGUGACGUGUUUUUUUGUUUAUUUUAUAUAUGUUUAUAAUUAAUUUGCUUUACAUUCAACCUGUUUUAGUUCUCUUUAAUUUUGCUUGUUUCAUUAAUGUCUGUCCAUUUCUCUUGCAGAGCAGAGUCAUUGGUGUUGUCAGACAUGGCCGAGGAUAUUCAGUCCCCAGUAGUAUUCCAGCAUCAGUACAUGUGUUCAGAAUGUGGCCUCUUAUACAACACUUUGGAGGAUGUCUUGCUCCAUCAACAGAACCACCUCGGUGGGGGGAUGCAAGCAGCAGUGUCCCAGGAUGUUUCUGUGGAGUUAGGAGAGUUGCAGAGCUUUGUACAAGACAGCCAGUACCAGUGUCUGGAGUGUGGGCAAGUCCUUGUAUCACCAGAUGAAUUGCUACAUCAUCAGGAGAUGCACAUGAGAGAGCUGCCUCAGACUCCUGCCUCCCCAUCCACCAUAGCAAGCAGCCAAAUACACUAUCAAUGCAGUGAAUGCAAGGAGCUGUUUGUCUCUCCUGAACUGUGGCUUUCUCAUCGGCAAAAGCAUGAAAUUCAGGAAGAACCACCUCAACAAAGUGUGGUUCUGCAGACUGGCUCCGGCAUUCAAGCCUUACUCAAUCUUCAGAAUGUUCUUUUGGAUGAGAGAACUUUAAAUGGUUGGGGGGUAGAAAUGUCAGCUGUAGUAGGGAGCACAGAGACUGCACCAGUGUCUAUAGCUAGCACACAUCCCCCAACCGCAUCUGAAAUUCAGGACCAGCUUGUACAGUUUACUGAGAUGCACCCAUAUGAGUGCUCGGAGUGCAAUCAGGUGUUUCACACGCCUGAGGAAUUUCUUGACCACCAAGGCCGGCAUUUUAUGGAGUCUGAAAAGGAAAGUGGAGCGUCCCCUACACAUGGAAAUAUUGAAAACUUGCCCCCAUCACCUGCUGUUUUGGAGAGAUUGCGCAAAGACUGGAUGCAAGAUGAGCGUGAAGAAGGUUUGAAGGAUGUGUUGGAAACUGUGCAUCAGCGUUCUCGUUUCCGGUGCCACGAGUGUAAGAAAUAUUGUGACAAUGCUGAUGAUUUGUGGAAACACCGUAAGGAGCAUCAGACCAAAGAUUUUCCAUGUCCAGAUUGUGAUCGUCUCUUCACCACCGCAAACCGUCUUCAGUCCCACAGACGUGUUCAUGUAGAAGGCACCUUGCAAUGUCCCAACUGUUACAAAAUGUUUAAAAAACAGGCUUCUCUGGAGCAGCACAUGAGAGUGCAUCGUGGUGAGACUCUGUUCUUGUGUGUGGACUGUGGUCUUGGAUUUGGCACAGAGAUUACUCUUGUUCUACAUAGAAAAAAUCACAUUGCAGAUCCAUUGCAUCACUGCCACUGUGGCAAAAGCUUCAGCAAUAUGACCAAAUUUUUAUAUCACCGCAGGACGCAUGCUGGUAAGAGUGGAGUCCCUGCUUCUAAAUCUGAGAAACAAACUGACACUGGCAAAGACAAGCCUGCUACGGUUCUGAAUUCGGCAGCCCCUGGACCACCACCACCUGCUAUUAUUCCUGCAGUAGGGGACGCUCCUCUAGUUAAAAGUCUACCAACUGAUUCCGGUAACCCUGGACCUCAAGAAAAUGGGUUCAGUAAACACAAUGCAACAGGAGAGCGAAACCCAGAGGCAGUAGGUUCACCUCCAAGCUUCCAGUGCCCACAUUGCACAAAGGCUUUUUCUUCUCGUUUGAGAAUGGUUUGUCAUAAGCGUAUUGUACACGUCAUGGAAAGGAAACACAAAUGUAGCGUGUGUGGAAAAAAGUUUAAGAAGCAGGUGCACGUGCGAAAUCACAUGCGCACACAUACAGGUGAACGGCCUUUUCAGUGCACUGACUGCGGCAAGACUUUUGGCUCCCUGGCAAAUCUAACCAGGCAUCACCUUAUCCACACAGGAGAGAAGCCAUACAGUUGUGAGCUGUGUGGUCGUAGCUUUACACAGAGCUCCAAUCUGCAACAACAUCGUGCCUUGCAUAACGGGGCCAGCCUGCUGCCCUGUGAGAUUUGUGGAAUGAAAUUUAACAAGGCCAAUAAACUAGCCUUGCACAUGUACGGCCACACAAGGGUUUUGCCCUACAAGUGCCUAGACUGCGAUAAAUCCUUUUUGCGGAAAAAGUUAAUGGAAUUGCACAAGCUUGAGCAUGAGGGUAAAGAACCAUUCCACUGCCAGGAUUGUGGUGUACAUUUUGCACAGGAAUCACAACUUUCAAAACACAAGUGCAGCAGGCAAAGGCGGCAUAUUUGCCCUAUCUGCGGGAAAAUUCUUAAUUGCAAAACCAGUUUGAAUCUCCAUCUGCUGACUCAUGGCGCACAGCGACCUUACAAGUGCCAGAUCUGCAGCAAACAUUUUGCCAGUCAGAGUGGUGUCACCCGGCACCAACAACAGCACUCUGGGGUGCGUCCUUAUAAAUGCAGUGUGUGCAGCAAAGCUUUUAUGGAAUCUUCCACGCUGCAGCUCCAUCAGCGCAUUCACACGGGCGAACGCCCAUUCCCCUGUUUGGACUGUGGAAAAGCUUUCCGGCAAGCCACCCACCUUCGGGAACACAGACGGAUACAUACGGGUGAAAGACCUUAUAGUUGUGAAGACUGUGGUAAGACAUUUGUUCAGGCUGUGCACUUGUCAGACCAUAAGCAUGUUCACAGCGGAGAGAGGCCGCACUCCUGCGCUGAAUGUGGCAAAAGGUUCAAGUCACUUUCCAAUUUGCGCUAUCACCGGAAAACACACAAGGGUCAGGGGAUCCAGCCGACUCAGCCACAGCAGACUAUAAUGUGUACAGAGAUGGGAGAGACUAUUGCAAUUAUAGAGAGUGUGGAACCCCUACCUCUUGCAGAGACAAUUGAAAUCUACCAAGCUGCUCUAGAGGGAAAUCUCCAGGUGAAGGAUAUUACUGUAUCCGAAACGAUACAGCAUAUUUAGCCACAAUUGUCAGCCACUGUAAAUAAAGUUUCUCUUUUUUUUUUCUUUUUGACUAAAACACGUAUUCCUUAUAUUCCCAAUGUUUUAUUUAAAAUUUUACGGGUAAGAAAGAUAUAGUCAAGUAGCUGCAUCAUGUUCUGCUACUAAAUAUGAAAUACAAUGUUACGCUGCGGACUCCCUCAAAUGGAGCGGUAUAAUCUGCUGUUUUGCAAAUCAGUCUAGUGGGUGUUUUUAUAUUUUCCCCACAUGUCAGGGAACUGGCACUCCAAAUUGCCCUUAACAGGACAAAGUAUAGUAUAAUCAAAGCUCCUAAAAUGUAACUGCGUAAUAUUAAUUCCUUGCAGCUAGGUGAUUUAAAUGUAUCUAGCUCUUAGAGUAGGCUAUGCAUGAUGCAGAAUCUAUCAUUGUGGAGGUGUAUAGCUGGCACGGUUAUCUCUGUGGCAAGCAGAUAUGCUAUGCUUGUUGGAACCUGAAUGUAAGAAAUACUUUUUAUUUAUUUUUAUUUUCUUAUUUCUUUUCUUUUUUUUAAAGUCACACUAACGCCUCCCUCUGCCCCUGCACUCAGCCGUGUGUCUGAUUCCAGUGCUGAUGUCCUCGGCACUGGCUGUGCUUCUCCGACAUCAGCUGAUGGAAAGACUAAAUGCGCAUGUGUGGAGAGUGCUGCACACACAUUAUUG